CUACCACGCCUUGACUGUCGCGUUCAUUUUGAGUUAAAUCCAGAGGAAAACUUACACAGUUGUCAGAUGUUGCAAGGAAUUGGAUUAUAUACCCUUAGAACGCUAUGAAUUACUAUAAAAAGGUGAAGAUCUAAAGGAAGGAAACCAGUAGUUAAAAGCACACAAGACAAAUCAAUGACAUCAAUAGAGAUAUGCAAUGAUGAUGAAGUGUCGGAAGAGGGCGCUGCUGUCACUGAUCGUUGCCGUCCUCUUCUUAAUCUUCAAGCUGUUGAUAUGGCUCACACAACGUGAGAAACCUAUACAUCCGUACAUGACGAACCAUCCUGAUUUACAGAUCAGGGAUUUGCCUCUCCAAGCGACGAAAAUUGAUAGAAAAUCAACACGGGGAAAGGUUCGCGCGAGAUCACGUGUGAGUAAAGAUAUAAUGGAUGAUGAUGUAAAAGACAACAAAUCCUCCGUUCCGGAUCAAAAGGAAGGGCGAGUUCUUGUACUCAUUGUACCACACUCUCACACCGAUCCAGGCUGGCUACAAACGCUUCAGGAGUACUACAAUACUAAGGUGAAGAAUAUACUAGACUUAGCAGUCAGUAAACUGACCGUUCGAACGGAUAUGACCUUCAUUUGGUCAGAGACGAUAUUUUUACACAUGUGGUGGAAGGAGGCAGAUUCUGUUAAAAGGUCCAUGUUGAAAAAACUUGUACAUGACGGGAGAUUUGAGAUUGUGGCUGGUGGUUGGGUUAUGCCUGAUCAGGCCGUGACCCACUAUAAAGCAUUGCUCAUCCAGCUUCAGAUAGCCCAUGAAUGGCUGACCACAGAAUUCCAGGUGUCACCAAAAGUAGCCUGGUCUAUAGAUCCGUUCGGUCACUCUCCAACCUUACCGUACCUCUGGUCCCAGACUGGCUACAAGCUCGCGGUGACUCAAAGAGUAAGCCAGAAGUACAAGAGUGUUAUGGCGAGCAGACGACAGCUGGAGUUUACAUGGCGACAGCAGUGGGACAAGGCCGGGAAAACGGAUUUAUUUUGCCAUGUGCCUCCAUACAAGCUCUAUAACAUCGAACAAGCGUGUGGCCCAGAUCCAUCUGUUUGUUUGUUGCUCGACAUCAAGGCGAUGCCUGUUGAUCUCACUCAAGUAAUUCACAAAGAUGGGACAGAAUCAGUUAUAGACAACCUCAUCAGCGCAGUCGCACACCAAUUGCGGAAGAAGGCGGCCAACUAUAACCACGAUGUUGUUAUCUUGCCUCUUGGAGACGACUUCCGGUAUGAUACUGACUUGGAAUGGGAUAAGAUGCAUGCCGUCCUCGACAUCAUUAUCACUUACAUCAACAAUAAUCCUAAAUUUAACAUGAUGAUGAAAUACGGUACACUAAAGGAUUAUCUAGCAGAGGUUAAAAAUCAAUACAAUACAUCAGGCUCCCCUCUCUAUACCGGGGACUUCCUUCCGUAUACGGAUAAUGGAAACGACUAUUGGACCGGCUUUUACAGCAGUCGGCCGGAACAGAAGAGAGCUAUUCGAGAAUUACAAGAAACGUUUCAUGCAGGAAGUGUUUGGAAUAGUCUUUCACCACUGACAAAUUCUCGUCGGUCACGUGACGAGAUGGAACACGUGGCGUGGACGGUGAGUCUGAUGCAGCACCAUGACGCAAUAACAGGAACCUCCAAGGCGGCGGUGGUCGGCGACUAUAGGAGCCGAGCUCGCGAGGACCGUGAUCUGGCAAGGGCUGUCAUUUGUAAUAGUGUUGAGAAGAUUGUCAAAUCCAAGUCGGAUCAAGAAUCUUCUGUUAACGGGGAAGAAAUUUGGAAAUAUUAUGAGUUUUCCUUGAAUCGGCCACAACUAUUGACUUUCAGUUCCAGAACGAUUUGGUAUAUAGUAUUUGUGAACUCUUUGACUCAACCAAGACAUGAAGUUAUAUCCUUUGUAAUAGAUACUAGUGACGUUAGUGUUACAAAUAAUUUUGGAACCCGUGUCGCUGCACAAGUAAACCCCUCCAAGGAAAGCGACCAAGCGGUGUCCUUCCAGAUGUAUGUUUUACAGAUUCCAGUAUUCAUUGAGUUCAUGUCUAUUGCUAUUUACACAAUCAGCCGGACAGCAACCAAUGCGUCAGGUCUUCCUCACACGAACAUUGCUGUCAGGAACAACCAUCUUAACGCCAUGCCAUUCAAUGUCUUCAAUCGGAUGGAUAUUAAAGACGACCUUCGGCUGUCUAACAGCUAUAUCGCUGCUGUGUUUUGUCCAGUUAAUGGCAGCCUGAUGUACGUCUAUUUAAAAGAUUCGGAUACAAAGAUUGCAGUUAGAUCUGAAUUGUUGGUGUACAAUUCCUCGAGAAAAAGUGGAGCUUAUAUAUUCGCACCGUUAGGGGACGCCCAUAAUAUCUUUUCGUCCCUUCCCGGUAUUUUCAUAGCGUCUGGUCAACUGUCCCAGCAAAUUGAAGUCACAUACACGGGAGUGACACUGACCUACAGUUUGUACAACACAGAAGGGCCAAAUGCCAAGGUUAUCCACGUCACGUGUCGCGUGAAUGUCAAUAUACCCGAGAUGAGUGAUUUGGAGUUGAUAUUAAGGUUUGUCACAAAUAUAGACAGUCGUGGUAUUUUGUAUACUGAUAACAACGGUUUCCAACACACCAAGAGGAAAUACCGUAGAGAUACGCCAAUCGCCGCUAACUAUUACCCAAUGGCAACAGACGCAGUGAUUCAAGAUAGUAGCGCGCGCUUUACCGUGCAUGCAUCGCACGCGCACGGCGUAGCAAGCCUACAUACUGGUGAACUUGAAAUCAUGCUUGAUAGACGCCCGACCAGUGACGACGGCAGGGGUUUAGGCCAGGGAAUGAUGUACAGUAACGCCCAUGUCGAUAUGCUCUCGUUACAGUUUGAAAAGUGUAGCACAGAAAAUAAAAGGAUGUGCAUUUCGAAAGAGAUGUUUCUUCCCACUUUAGAUAGCAUAUUGAUCAAUGAUUAUCUCCAAUGUCCAAUCAUCACAAUACAGUCGAAUAGCCAAUAUCAAGUGAAAACCUUUAAAUUGUUGUCAGAAAAAUUACCAAUCGAUACCACCAUCGUUACUAUGAAGAAGAAAAGGAUUUCAAGCGACCAGUUGAGUCUGCGAUUGGUGCUUCAUAGACGGGGUACUGUCAAAUCUGGGCUGGGAAACACUCGAGACCAUCCCAUCAAUUUGUGGUCCCUAGUUAAAGACAUGUACAUACUGUACGUGAGAGAGACAUCGUUGACCUUUUUAGAGACGAAGCGUGCAUUGCAGCCAGGUGAAAAGGUAUAUCUUGAACCCAUGACGAUGACCGCGUUUGAGAUCGGCCUCAUGACGGUGUGAGUUACGAUAUGACACACACUACAAUGUCCAGUGUAGCCCUUAAACACGACUGAGGUUGGGCUUCUCACGUACAUGUACUCUUCUUCGUUGACUUCUUUACCAGCUUUGCCUCACUGUGAUGGCUGUGUAGUUUAGCGUUUGCCUAUGUUGCGGAACUGGACCAGGUCGAUCGUCGACGAUCAUGUAGCUUAAUUGGUAGAUCGUCCGUCUAGAGAUGGCCCCGGUUCGAAUCCCAGUCCGGCCGUGCAUUGUUUCCUUUCCUGUCACAGUGGUUCAUGUGACCAAAGGUUGUUUAAAGUACUGGGUGAAUACUUGGCAAGGGGGUACCAAAACCUGGGCUGUAAGUAGUAUUGUCUUCGGGGGCGAAGACUAGGAAAAUAGAAAAAGGAGGGAGGAUGUAGUAGAACUGGACUAGGACGAUCGUCGGCGACCAGGUAGCUACUGCUGUUACACCUGUAUGAUACACUUGUGUCUGAAGUUUAUACUAUGCUUCUACCCUAUUUCCGAGGAUUCUUUUAAUAUCUUUUUCCAAGCGACAGGGUUUAUUUUUAUGCUAUGAUGAGUGAGCUUUAUUAAUGAGUACUUUAAGACGUACAUCUUGUUUGAUUUGCCUUCCUCAUUAGGCACUAUAUUUGAGUGGUGGGCAGGCAGAUAUAUGGAACUAACAAAGAGAACUGGAUAUUAUACCACACUGCUUAAACAUAUGAACUAGCUUAUUUGGUAAUAUAUCAUCAAACAGCUUUCAAAAGUAUUAAUUAUCUACGUCAUACAGUACUAAUUACUGAACAUUUGCUUACUUCAAAUUUGUUAUUCCAAGAGUCCCAGAUAUAGUUAUUUUUCGAAAUGAAUGUCUACUACUUGCUGAUACAUUCGAUUUUUCUUUCUCCCAGAAUUAGUUUACCUUUAAAUGUAUCUAUGGUAUGACUGUUUAUUGGGGCAGUCAUCAUGUGUAUAUUUUAAUUUGUUUACUCUUUGUAAAUAACGUUUUUCGAUAUUUGAAGUCAAGAUAUUCCAGUGCGUUUCUUUAAAGGCACUCUAACCUAUCCGUCUUCGUCAAUUAGAAUGUGAUCAGAUUAUGACAUUAAUUACAUUUCCCUUGCGGUAGAGGAACAUGGCUAUUGGUUUCUCCGAGAUGAAUCAUGUUUUAUUAAGGCGAUUAAUAGUUUGCAAGACCGAAUUAAACCAAUAACGCGAUAUAAAGAUGACAACGUUAACGAUUACGACAUUUAGUACUCAGGACAGACACAUUUUAUUAUUCUGGAUAUGUCCCGGAUGAGGGAAAUAUAACUAGAGCGCGAGAGGGAAACACGACGAUUUAUUUCCAUCAUGUGAUCAAUAUAAUCCAAUCGCAUGCGCUGCCAUAUGUAUGGUGUAAAUAAAUAUCAGUAUAUAUUGCUUUUACAUGAUAACACGUUAGCGCUUAAAUAUCCACACGAGAAUAGACGUUUAUAGAUUAAAUAGAACAUCGAUAAUUAGAGUAUAUUGGUUUCAAAACUAUUGCCAACACGAAAAUGUGUCUACUGCGAUCUGUUUCUACUUUUGAAGCACUAUUGGCAGGUUGGUUCGCUUGACGAUCUACAACGCUAUUAAAUCAUCUUGUGUAGUACUAUGUGGAAAGGGGAAUAAAAAGAUGGUG
Mizuhopecten yessoensis (Yesso scallop) is the source of this 4955-nucleotide messenger RNA. Its product is annotated as alpha-mannosidase 2x-like. The coding region runs from base 197 to 3319 and encodes 1040 amino acids. Gene Ontology annotation, molecular function: alpha-mannosidase activity; carbohydrate binding. Gene Ontology annotation, cellular component: Golgi membrane. Gene Ontology annotation, biological process: protein deglycosylation; N-glycan processing; mannose metabolic process. The record is from RefSeq and is a predicted model, not a curated record. NCBI's taxonomy places the organism in Eukaryota, Metazoa, Mollusca, Bivalvia, Pectinida, Pectinidae. The transcript has 2 exons.